Molecule: messenger RNA, 2461 nt
Organism: Rattus rattus (black rat)
Lineage: Eukaryota; Metazoa; Chordata; Mammalia; Rodentia; Muridae
Gene: Abcg5
Product: ATP binding cassette subfamily G member 5
Exons: 13
Coding region: 59-2017 (652 amino acids)
Biological process (GO): cholesterol homeostasis
Cellular component (GO): plasma membrane
Molecular function (GO): ATP hydrolysis activity; ATP binding; ABC-type transporter activity
Source: RefSeq, a predicted model, not a curated record
UUGCUCUGGAGCCAGACAGGACACCAGAGAAUUCACUUGCAUUUGCUUCCCGCUGGCCAUGAGUGAGCUGCCCUUUCUGAGUCCAGAGGGAGCCAGAGGGCCUCACAUCAACAGAGGGUCUCAGAGCUCCCUGGAGGAAGGCUUGGUUACAGACUCAGAGGCUCGGCACAGCUUAGGUGUCCUGAAUGUGUCCUUCAGCGUCAGCAACCGUGUCGGGCCCUGGUGGAACAUCAAAUCAUGCCAGCAGAGGUGGGACAGGAAAAUCCUCAAAGAUGUCUCUUUGUACAUCGAGAGUGGCCAGACCAUGUGCAUCUUAGGUAGCUCAGGCUCAGGGAAAACCACGCUGCUGGACGCCAUCUCUGGGAGGCUGCGGCGCACAGGGACCUUGGAAGGGGAAGUGUUUGUGAAUGGCUGCGAGCUGCGCAGGGACCAGUUCCAAGACUGCGUCUCCUACGUCCUGCAGAGCGAUGUCUUUCUGAGCAGCCUCACGGUGCGGGAGACGCUGAGAUACACGGCGAUGCUGGCUCUCCGCAGCAGCUCCGCGGACUUCUAUGACAAGAAGGUAGAGGCAGUCCUGACAGAGCUGAGUCUGAGCCACGUGGCAGACCAAAUGAUUGGCAACUCUAAUUUUGGGGGGAUUUCCAGUGGCGAGCGGCGCCGAGUGUCCAUCGCAGCCCAACUCCUUCAGGACCCCAAGGUCAUGAUGCUUGACGAGCCAACCACAGGACUGGACUGCAUGACUGCAAAUCAGAUCGUCCUCCUCUUGGUCGAGCUGGCUCGCAGGAACCGCAUUGUAAUCGUCACCAUCCACCAGCCUCGCUCUGAGCUCUUCCAUCACUUCGACAAAAUUGCCAUUCUGACUUACGGAGAGUUGGUGUUCUGUGGCACACCAGAGGAGAUGCUCGGCUUCUUCAACAACUGUGGUUACCCCUGUCCUGAACAUUCCAAUCCCUUUGAUUUCUACAUGGACUUGACAUCAGUGGACACCCAAAGCAAAGAGCGGGAGAUAGAGACGUACAAGCGAGUCCAGAUGCUGGAAUCCGCCUUCAAGCAAUCGGACAUCUGUCACAAAAUCCUGGAGAACAUUGAAAGAACAAGACACCUGAAAACCUUACCCAUGGUUCCUUUCAAAACGAAAGAUCCUCCCGGAAUGUUCCGCAAGCUCGGCGUUCUCCUGAGGAGAGUAACGAGAAACCUAAUGAGGAAUAAGCAGGCGGUGAUUAUGCGUCUUGUUCAGAAUCUGAUCAUGGGUCUGUUCCUCAUUUUCUACCUUCUCCGAGUCCAGAACAACAUGCUGAAGGGCGCUGUUCAGGACCGCGUAGGGCUGCUGUACCAGCUCGUGGGUGCCACGCCGUACACCGGCAUGCUCAACGCUGUGAACCUCUUUCCCAUGCUGAGAGCUGUCAGCGACCAGGAGAGUCAGGAUGGCCUGUACCAGAAGUGGCAGAUGCUGCUCGCCUAUGUGCUGCAUGCUCUCCCCUUCAGCAUCGUUGCCACGGUGGUUUUCAGCAGCGUGUGUUACUGGACUCUGGGCUUGUAUCCCGAGGUCGCCAGAUUUGGAUACUUCUCCGCCGCUCUGUUGGCCCCUCACUUAAUUGGAGAAUUUCUGACACUUGUGCUGCUUGGUAUGGUCCAAAACCCCAAUAUUGUCAACAGCAUAGUGGCUCUGCUGAGCAUUUCUGGGUUGCUCAUUGGAUCUGGAUUUAUCAGAAACAUAGAAGAAAUGCCCAUUCCUUUAAAAAUCCUGGGUUACUUUACAUUCCAAAAGUACUGUUGUGAGAUUCUUGUGGUCAAUGAGUUCUAUGGCCUGAACUUCACUUGUGGUAACUCCAACACUUCUGUGCUAAAUAACCCAAUGUGUUCCAUCACCCAAGGGAUCCAAUUCAUUGAGAAAACCUGCCCAGGGGCCACGUCCAGAUUCACGGCAAACUUCCUGAUCUUGUACGCGUUCGUCCCGACUCUUGUCAUCCUGGGGAUAGUGGUCUUUAAAGUCCGGGACUACCUGAUUAGCAGAUAGGUAAGAUGGCAGGCAGGAAAGGGUUAAUGGGCAGGCUUGCCCACUGAGCACAGAGAAGUACUGUCUUCUAAUCAUCAUGGUUCCAUCUGUGACCCUGGCAUCUAUGCAGAGCCUCAAGGGCUCCGAGAACUCACCGUCCUUUGCUAGUCCAGCUUAUGGAGCAGUGUGGUGCGUGGACAUUGUGACUGAACUGGUCCAAUGAUGUAAAUAAUACUAAUAAUAAUUCAGAAACCAAAGGACAUUAGCUUCACUACGUGUUUUUUCUAGACACAGAAAAAAUAAGCCUGUUUUAAAAAAAUUAUGUUUACAUUUGAUAAAGAAUUUGAUAAAAGUACAAUAAAUGUGUAUGAUUACUGACUGUUCUGGGUUUGACUGAGAAGGCCUCCUACAGAAGAGGGUAAGGAGCUUCCACUGCUGUUUAUCACCCCCUCCCCCACCCCUGCC